Messenger RNA from Meyerozyma guilliermondii ATCC 6260, 1740 nucleotides. It is a transcript of the gene RAD7, whose product is annotated as UV-damaged DNA-binding protein. The coding region runs from base 1 to 1740 and encodes 579 amino acids. The record is from RefSeq and is a predicted model, not a curated record. Gene Ontology annotation, cellular component: SCF ubiquitin ligase complex. Lineage: Eukaryota; Fungi; Ascomycota; Pichiomycetes; Serinales; Debaryomycetaceae. The transcript has a single exon. Gene Ontology annotation, biological process: SCF-dependent proteasomal ubiquitin-dependent protein catabolic process.
AUGGCACGCCAGAAAAAGUCAACAGGGGUCCGCGGACCCAACAGUGCGUUGACAGAGUUCCUCCGUGUGGAGGGUAUUACGGACGCGUUUCGGCGGCGCCAGGAAAGAAGCGAAAGUGUAGAAACUAGCGAAACUUCAACUGGUCCAGAAGAAGCCGAAACCUCAAAUGGAACCGUCAGCAACAAUGAAGAGGUUCUGGUUGCUGAUCCCGAGGAAGACGCGAUCCGCGAAGCCGGCAGGCGCAAAAGAGCGGGAAAAUAUGACUCGGACGACUCCGAUGAUGAAUGGGUAGACGAUGAGAGCAAUCGAAACCAGGACAAAUUCGGAGAAACUAGUGAAUGUGCCGACUGUGGGAAACCGUUUACGUUGACGGUGUACUCGCGGUACCUUGCUGCCCGCAAGGGGUAUCUCUGUGACGAGUGUAAUGAGUUGGUUAAAGAGCAAGAACGAGCCAGUCGUCGGAGUCAAUUUGCGGCGAGAAAGCGAAGAAAGAAAGUGGCGCUGGCGCUCUUGGAUAGGACCCGGGUUCGAAUUCCCAAGCUUCAGGACGUGUGUAUCCGCAAGAUCACGGAGAACAUUGGCGAUGUCGAUGCUCUCGGAGACAUUGGACAGUCCAACAUUAACAAGGUUGCACAGAUCUUGAGCAAAAAUAGAUCUCUCGAUGAGACCACCAUUCCGUUAUUUCUCAACCCACAAAUCACAUCGCUCCGCCUCUGGGACUGCUCCAACGUGGACUCCGACUCGUUGAACAAAAUCGUGGCAUUCUGUCCCAAAAUCCAGUCGUUGACCCUCUUCAUGUGCGGCCAGUUCCAUAACGAUAACCUAAAGUACUACGGCACCAAUCUUCUCGAGUUGACGUCUCUUGCACUCAACGGUCCAUUUUUGAUCAGCGAGACCGCUUGGCUGGAUUAUUUCGCCGACGGAGGCUCCAGACUAACAGAAUUUGAACUUCGAAAUACCCACCGAUUCGGAAACGAUUCCUUGAUCAGCUUGCUAGAGGGCUGUGGUUCGAACCUCACGUCUUUGAAACUCUCUCGCUUGGAUGGACUCAAGGAAGAAUCAGUGUACAGCUUGAUACCACAUUACUUGCUGGCUUCGAAACUAGUUCAUUUGGAGCUUUCCUACCCACACUCUGAGGGUUUGAUCACCGACGACUUGAUAAUUAAUAUUCUUUCGGUUACCGGCGACACGUUGGUUUCCCUUAAUGUUGACGGCUGUACGGACCUCACCGAUAGAUUUUUGAUCGAAGGAGUUGCAAAAUUCUGUCCUCGCUUGACACAUCUUUCCAUGGACUCGUUGGAUCAGGUAUCCAAUGAAGGCUUCAGCAAGGCAUUCGAAGAUUAUUCCAAGGUGAAUAGUGGAGGACUCAUUGGAGUCAACUUGCGUAAAUGUGGACUUUUGGCAAACGAAGCAGUUUACUCGUUGUUAAAGCAUUCCGGAAAAACUUUGGUGGAACUCAAUUUGAACUCUUUGAGGCUCCUCACUAAAGAUUUGCUCAUAGAUGUGCUUCUGCCCCAUAAAGUGGACAAAGACAGUCAGUUUGAUCCGCUUGAUUUACCGCUACUUACUACGCUCGAUAUUGGUUUUGUGAGAGUUGUGGAUAAUAUGGUAUUGAUGCUGUUGGGCCAAAAGUGCCCCAAGUUGGCGAUUCUAGAGGUUUAUGGAGAUAAUCGAUCUACCAAGCAAGCCAACGUGAGGAAUGAUCUAUUGGUCAUUGGAAGACAAAGCGAUACUGCUUAG